Messenger RNA from Hypoxylon fragiforme, 1329 nucleotides. Its product is annotated as delta-9 fatty acid desaturase. The record is from RefSeq and is a predicted model, not a curated record. The coding region runs from base 1 to 1329 and encodes 442 amino acids. NCBI's taxonomy places the organism in Eukaryota, Fungi, Ascomycota, Sordariomycetes, Xylariales, Hypoxylaceae. The transcript has 2 exons. Gene Ontology annotation, cellular component: endoplasmic reticulum membrane. Gene Ontology annotation, biological process: unsaturated fatty acid biosynthetic process. Gene Ontology annotation, molecular function: stearoyl-CoA 9-desaturase activity; heme binding; iron ion binding.
AUGGCGUCCGGACCUAAGUUACGGAAGGCCGUCACCUUCGACGACGGCACCACGGACUAUGUCCCCCUCAGGAAGAAAUACGACGGGGUCAGGAAACCUCACAUCAGCGAGCAGCCCAUGACGUGGAGCAACUGGCACAAGCACAUCAACUGGCUGAACUGCACCUUCGUUAUCUUCAUACCCAUACUCGGCUUCGUCGGCGCAUACUGGGUGCCCUUACAACUCUACACCCUCCUUUUCGCAGUGCUAUACUACUUCAACACCGGCCUCGGCAUCACAGCCGGCUACCACCGCCUCUGGGCCCACAGCUCCUUCAAGGCGGCCCUGCCACUGAAGGUCUACCUCGCGGCCGUCGGCGCCGGCGCGGUCGAGGGCUCGAUCCGCUGGUGGUCCAAGGGCCACCGCUCGCACCACCGCUACACGGACACGGAGAAGGACCCGUACUCGGUGAACAAAGGGCUGCUGUACUCGCACAUGGGGUGGCUGGUGCUGAAGCAGGACCACCGGCGCAUCGGGCGCAGCGACGUCACCGACCUCGACGCCGACCCCGUCGUCGUCUGGCAGCACACCAACUACCUCAAGUCCGUCAUCACCAUGAGCCUCAUCUUCCCCACCGUCGUGUGCGGGCUGGGGUGGGGCGACUGGGCGGGGGGUUUCAUCUACGGCGGCAUCCUGCGCAUCUUCUUCGUGCAGCAGGCGACGUUCUGCAUUAACUCGCUCGCGCACUGGCUCGGGGACCAGCCGUUCGACGACAGGAACUCGCCGCGCGAUAACGUGAUCACGGCGCUGGUCACGCUCGGCGAGGGGUACCAUAACUUUCAUCACGAGUUCCCGUCGGACUAUAGGAAUGCUAUUCAGUGGUACCAGUAUGACCCGACGAAGUGGUCGAUCUGGAUCUGGAAGAAGAUCGGGUUGGCAUAUGACUUGAAGACCUUCCCCUCUAAUGAAAUCGAAAAAGGCCGUGUCCAACAACUCCAAAAGAAACUCGACCAGCAGCGCGCGAAGCUCGACUGGGGCGUCCCGCUCGACCAGCUCCCCGUCCUCUCCUGGGACGACUUCGUGCUCAACUGCCGCGCCGACGGCCGCGCCCUCGUCGCCAUCGGCGGCGUCAUCCACGACGUCGCGUCGUUCAUCGCCGACCACCCCGGCGGCAAAGCGCUCAUCUCGUCCGCGGUCGGCAAGGACGCGACGGGGAUAUUCAACGGGGGUGUUUAUCUGCACACGAAUGCGGCGCAUAAUUUGCUGUCGACGAUGAGGGUGGGGAUCUUGAGAGGUGGGGGGGAGGUCGAGAUUUGGAAGACGGGGGGUGGGGAGAAGGGGGUUUAUUAG